AUGAUUGUGAUCAGCAAUAGCGUGUUGACAAUUGUGACCAUUUGCCGGACUCGUGAACUACACACUAACCAGUAUAUUUUCAUUGUAUCCCUUUCGAUCGCUGACAUACUGAUGGCUUUAAGCUUUUUUGCCACAGCAAUUAUCCACCUAACCGGGUUAAAUUCCAUUGUUGAAGACUUCGGAAUUAUAAACAAACUGUUAUACGGGAUGUUGUUCUCUUGUGUAGUCCUGGAUAUGUUACAUAUGAGCAUAAUUGCCGUUGACCGAUACAUACAUAUUGCGCAUCCAUUUUACUAUAUAAAAUAUAUGACAAAGCAACGUACCGUUAAAAUACUUUCUGUUGCAUAUGUUCUGUGUUUCAUCGACACCUUUAUUCCGGCCAUAGCGUAUCAGGACGACACAUAUAAACGCUGUCUUAAUACCAACGAGCCAACGGAAUACUACUAUUCAAAUACAUCCAUUCUUUCCAUCAAUACAAUUGUUGCGUUUUUGUGCUAUUCGAAGAUUGCGUGGAUUGCCAUCAGACACAAACAAGCCGCCAUGUUCAGGCGACAACAAACACGGGACACCGAGAGCAAUAUAAUCAACAGAAACAACCGUAUGAUGGUGAUGAAAAGUGUGAAAUUCUUUUUGGCCAUGUUUGGGGUAUUUUUCAUGUUAUCAUUGCCCCCAUUUGUUAUUACAAACCUUGCUGCCUCCAGUAUUGUCUCAGAUGUACUUAAAGUAAUUGCUACCUAUUGUUUUCCGCUCCAUUCUGUGCUGAAUUUCAUCAUUUGCUGCAGCAUGAGCCAAUCUUUCUUCAAAGCUUUAAAGAAGACUCUUGUUGAUCUGCAAACUUGCUGCUUCACUGCAUGCUAUCAAGAAUAA
This is a messenger RNA of Candidula unifasciata, 867 nucleotides long. NCBI's taxonomy places the organism in Eukaryota, Metazoa, Mollusca, Gastropoda, Stylommatophora, Geomitridae. The record is from the annotation of a GenBank genome assembly.